AUGAAAAGUGAUACUGGGGGGGCAAAACCUGGACGUCAGAAAGCUGACUUUGAAAAACUCCAAAACUUGGGAAUUAACCCAGCGAACAUUGGAUUCAGCACCCUAACAAUGGAAUCUGAUAAAUUCAUCUGCAUCAGAGAGAAAGUAGGGGAACAAGCACAGGUCGUGAUAAUUGAUAUGAGUGAUCCGACUACACCCAUCAGACGUCCAAUUUCUGCAGAAAGUGCCAUCAUGAAUCCUGCUUCUAAAGUCAUUGCUCUGAAAGAUGCAGGGAAGACACUUCAGAUCUUUAACAUUGAGAUGAAAAGUAAAAUGAAAGCCCAUACUAUGGCAGAGGAAGUGAUCUUCUGGAAAUGGAUAUCGGUAAACACAGUUGCCUUGGUGACAGAGACAGCAGUCUUUCAUUGGAGCAUGGAGGGAGAAUCUCAGCCCCAAAAGAUGUUUGACAGGCAUGCUAGUCUUGCAGGCUGCCAAAUCAUCAACUACAGGACAGAUGAACACCAAAAAUGGCUACUCCUAAUAGGAAUUUCAGCCCAGCAAAAUCGUGUGGUUGGUGCAAUGCAGUUGUACUCAGUUGAUAGGAAGGUUUCCCAACCUAUAGAGGGUCAUGCAGCAGCCUUUGCAGAAUUCAAAAUUGAAGGAAACUCCAAGCCUUCCACGCUCUUCUGUUUCGCUGUACGGAGCCCUGCAGGAGGCAAGCUGCAUAUAAUAGAAGUAGGUCAACCUGCUACUGGAAACCAGCCCUUUGUAAAGAAAGCUGUUGAUGUGUUUUUCCCUCCUGAGGCUCAGACAGACUUCCCUGUGGCAAUGCAGAUUGGAACUAAGCAUGGCGUUAUCUACCUGAUUACAAAGUAUGGAUACAUUCACAUGUAUGACUUGGAAUCUGGAGUGUGUAUUUACAUGAACCGUAUUAGUGCUGACACAAUCUUUGUAACUGCUCCUCAUGAACCUUCCUCUGGCAUUAUUGGUGUGAAUAAAAAAGGACAGGUGCUUUCAGUUUGUGUUGAAGAAGAUAACAUUGUGAACUAUGCUACUAACGUUCUCCAGAAUCCAGACCUGGGUCUGCGUAUGGCUAUCCGCAGUAACCUGGCUGGGGCCGAGGAACUAUUUGCCAGAAAGUUCAAUACACUCUUUGCACAAGGAAGCUAUGCAGAAGCUGCUAAAGUGGCAGCAUCUGCACCAAAGGGAAUCCUGCGUACCAGUGAUACUAUCAGGAAGUUCCAGAGUGUACCAGCCCAGCCUGGGCAGGCCUCUCCCUUGCUGCAGUACUUUGGUAUCUUGCUUGAUCAAGGACAACUUAACAAAUUUGAAUCUUUAGAACUCUGCCGUCCUGUCCUGCAACAAGGGCGCAAGCAGCUCCUGGAGAAAUGGCUGAAGGAAGAUAAGCUGGAGUGCUCUGAGGAACUAGGAGACCUGGUGAAGACAGCUGAUCCGACCCUUGCACUCAGUGUUUACCUUCGUGCUAAUGUGCCAAACAAAGUCAUUCAGUGCUUUGCAGAAACUGGUCAAUUCCAGAAAAUAGUGCUCUAUGCCAAAAAGGUUGGAUAUACGCCGGACUGGAUCUUCUUGUUGAGAAGCGUGAUGAGAGUCAGCCCAGAACAGGGACUACAGUUCUCUCAGAUGUUGGUGCAGGAUGAGGAGCCCCUGGCUAAUAUUAACCAGAUCGUAGAUGUAUUCAUGGAGAACAGUCUCAUUCAGCAGUGCACUUCCUUCUUGUUGGAUGCUUUGAAGAAUAAUCGCCCUGCUGAAGGACACCUUCAGACACGUCUGUUGGAAAUGAAUCUGAUUCAUGCACCACAGGUUGCAGAUGCCAUCCUUGGAAACCAGAUGUUUACACUCUAUGAUCGUGCUCAUAUUGCCCAGUUAUGUGAAAAGGCAGGCUUGCUACAGAGAGCAUUGGAGCACUACACUGAUCUUUAUGAUAUAAAACGAGCUGUAGUUCAUACUCACCUCUUAAACCCUGAGUGGCUUGUAAACUUCUUUGGCUCUCUGUCAGUUGAGGACUCUGUGGAAUGUCUGCGUGCUAUGCUAUCAGCCAACAUCCGACAAAACCUACAGCUCUGUGUGCAAGUAGCUUCUAAAUACCAUGAGCAGCUUGGCACCCAGUCUCUCGUGGAGCUUUUUGAAUCUUUUAAAAGUUAUGAAGGAUUGUUUUAUUUCCUGGGCUCUAUUGUGAACUUCAGCCAGGAUCCAGAUGUCCACUUCAAAUAUAUCCAGGCAGCCUGCAAGACGGGUCAAAUUAAGGAGGUAGAAAGGAUCUGCCGUGAAAGUAACUGCUAUAACCCUGAACGAGUGAAGAAUUUUCUCAAGGAGGCCAAGCUCACAGACCAGCUUCCUCUGAUCAUUGUUUGUGAUAGAUUUGACUUUGUUCAUGACCUGGUUCUCUACUUAUACCGCAACAACCUGCAGAAGUACAUAGAGAUCUAUGUUCAGAAGGUGAAUCCAAGCCGUAUACCAGCAGUGAUUGGAGGGCUUCUUGAUGUGGAUUGUUCUGAAGAUGUUAUUAAGAACUUGAUCAUGGUGGUUCGAGGCCAGUUCUCAACUGAUGAGCUGGUAGCUGAAGUGGAAAAAAGAAAUAGGCUUAAGUUGCUGCUGCCAUGGCUGGAAUCUAGAAUUCAUGAAGGCUGUGAAGAACCUGCCACCCACAAUGCUCUGGCUAAAAUCUACAUUGACAGUAACAAUAAUCCUGAGCGGUUUCUCCGGGAGAACCCAUACUAUGACAGCUGUGUUGUAGGCAAAUACUGUGAAAAAAGGGACCCUCAUUUGGCCUGUGUUGCUUAUGAGAGGGGGCAGUGUGACCUUGAACUCAUCAAGGUUUGCAAUGAGAACUCCUUGUUCAAGAGUGAGGCUCGCUAUUUGGUACGCAGAAAGGAUCCAGAACUUUGGGCAAAUGUCCUUGAGGAAAACAGUCCAUUCAGGCGACAGCUCAUUGAUCAGGUUGUCCAGACAGCCUUAUCUGAAACGCAGGAUCCUGAAGAGGUUUCUGUUACUGUGAAAGCUUUCAUGACUGCUGAUCUGCCCAAUGAACUAAUUGAGCUUCUUGAGAAGAUAGUCUUGGACAACUCUGUGUUCAGCGAGCAUAGGAACCUGCAGAAUCUUCUGAUCCUGACUGCCAUUAAAGCUGAUCGCACUCGUGUAAUGGAGUAUAUCAAUCGUCUGGAUAACUAUGAUGCCCCAGAUAUUGCAAACAUAGCCAUCAGUAAUGAGCUAUAUGAAGAAGCCUUUGCUAUCUUCAGGAAAUUUGAUGUUAAUACUUCUGCAAUACAGGUGCUGAUAGAGCACAUUGGCAACCUGGACCGUGCCUAUGAAUUUGCAGAGAGAUGUAAUGAACCAGCUGUAUGGAGCCAACUGGCUAGAGCACAGCUCCAGAAGGACUUGGUGAAGGAAGCCAUUGACUCCUAUAUCAAGGCUGAUGAUCCCUCUGCUUACAUGGAAGUUGUUCAAGCAGCUAGUAGAAACAGUAACUGGGAGGAUCUGGUUAAAUUCUUGCAAAUGGCCAGAAAAAAGGCCAGAGAGUCCUAUGUAGAGACUGAACUUAUCUUUGCUUUGGCAAAAACCAACCGCCUCUCAGAGCUGGAAGAGUUUGUGAGUGGCCCUAACAAUGCCCACAUUCAGCAGGUUGGAGAUCGCUGCUAUGAGGAGGGAAUGUAUGAUGCAGCAAAGCUGCUCUACAACAAUGUAUCUAACUUUGCCCGCCUGGCAUCUACCUUGGUGCAUCUUGGAGAGUACCAGGCAGCAGUAGACAGUGGCCGCAAAGCCAACAGCACCAGGACCUGGAAGGAGGUGUGCUUUGCCUGUGUGGAUGGAAAGGAGUUCCGCCUUGCACAGAUAUGCGGCUUGCACAUAGUAAUCCAUGCAGAUGAACUUGAAGAGCUGAUUAGCUAUUAUCAGGAUCGCGGCUACUUUGAAGAACUGAUCGCCCUCUUGGAAGCUGCUUUGGGCCUGGAGCGUGCUCACAUGGGAAUGUUCACAGAACUUGCUAUCUUGUACUCCAAAUUCAAACCUCAGAAGAUGAGGGAACAUCUGGAGCUCUUCUGGUCCAGAGUCAACAUUCCAAAGGUGCUCAGAGCUGCAGAACAAGCUCACCUCUGGGGAGAACUGGUCUUCCUUUAUGACAAGUAUGAAGAGUAUGACAAUGCAAUAAUUACAAUGAUGAACCAUCCCACUGAUGCCUGGAAAGAAGGGCAGUUCAAAGACAUAAUUGCUAAGGUGGCCAAUGUGGAGCUGUAUUACAAAGCCCUGCAGUUCUAUUUGGACUACAAACCUCUGUUGAUCAAUGAUCUUCUGCUGGUAUUAUCUCCACGGCUGGAUCAUACCAGGACAGUCAGCUUUUUCUCAAAGGUUAAUCAGCUGCCUCUAGUUAAGCCUUACCUGCGUUCAGUCCAGAACCACAACAACAAAGGAGUCAAUGAGGCUCUAAACAAUCUCCUGACAGAGGAGGAGGAUUAUCAGGGCUUGAGAGCAUCUAUUGAUGCAUAUGAUAACUUUGAUAACAUCACACUAGCUCAGCGCUUGGAGAAACAUGAAUUGAUUGAAUUUAGGCGUAUCGCAGCCUACUUGUACAAAGGUAAUAAUCGUUGGAAACAGAGUGUGGAGCUCUGCAAGAAGGAUCGUCUCUACAAGGAUGCCAUGCAGUAUGCUGCAGAGUCCAAAGAUGCAGAGCUGGCAGAGAAACUGCUCCAGUGGUUCCUGGAGGAAGGCAAACAGGAGUGUUUUGCAGCAUCUCUCUUCGCAUGCUAUGACUUGCUGCACCCAGAUGUGGUCCUUGAGCUGGCAUGGAGGCAUAACAUCAUGGACUUUGCAAUGCCUUAUUUCAUCCAGGUGAUGAGGGAGUACCUUACCAAAGUUGAUGGGCUGUUUAAUAAGGUGGAUAAACUUGAUGCUUCUGAAAGCCUAAGGAAAGAAGAGGAACAAGUAGCUGAACCCACUCCAAUAGUAUUUGGCCAGCAGCUAAUGUUAACAGCAGGCCCCAGUGCAGUACCUCCCCAGGCCAACUUCCAGUAUGGAUACACAGCUCCAGGAUUCACCCAGCCGCCUGUUUAUGGUUUCAAUAUGUAA
Emys orbicularis (European pond turtle) is the source of this 5058-nucleotide messenger RNA. Its product is annotated as clathrin heavy chain 2. Lineage: Eukaryota; Metazoa; Chordata; Testudines; Emydidae. Gene Ontology annotation, molecular function: structural molecule activity; clathrin light chain binding. Bases 1 to 5058 code for a protein of 1685 amino acids. Gene Ontology annotation, biological process: intracellular protein transport; receptor-mediated endocytosis. The record is from RefSeq and is a predicted model, not a curated record. The transcript is spliced from 34 exons. Gene Ontology annotation, cellular component: clathrin coat of coated pit; clathrin coat of trans-Golgi network vesicle; extracellular exosome.